AUUGUUGUGAAGAGUCUUAAAGGGGCCGCAUCACCCGGCCGGCCCGGCGCAGGGCGGGGGUGGGUGCGGCGGGGGUCCGGUAGCUGCGGAGCGCGGAGAAAGGAUAGGAAAGCGGACUGGGGGUGUGAGAGCCGGUGAAACGGAUCGGGCAUCGGAUCAACCCCUUCAACAGGGCCCGCCCCGGCCCCGGCCCCGGCCCAGCCGGAUGGACCCCCCGCGGCCAAGCGGAGCCGGGGCUGCCCCGCGGGACCGGAGGAGCGCGAUGCCGGGGCCGGGGCCAUGCGUGGCCGGGGCCGGCCCGAGGCGCUGCUGGACCUCAGCGCCAAGCGAGUAGCAGAGAGCUGGGCCUUCGAACAGGUUGAGGAGCGGUUCUCCCGGGUUCCAGAACCAGUUCAGAAGCGCAUUGUGUUUUGGUCGUUUCCACGUAGUGAACGGGAGAUAUGUAUGUACUCGUCUCUGGGCUACCAGCCCCCAGAGGGUGAGCAUGAUGCCCGGGUGCCCUUCACCCGCGGCCUGCACCUACUGCAGAGCGGAGCUGUGGACCGAGUGCUACAAGUGGGGUUCCACUUGAGUGGAAGCAUCCGGGAGCCAGGGGGCCCUGGAGAGCCUGAGCGCCUCUACCACGUCUCCAUCAGCUUCGACCGCUGCAAGAUCACAUCUGUGAGCUGUGGCUGUGACAACCGAGACCUUUUCUACUGUGCCCAUGUGGUGGCCCUGUCACUGUACCGCAUCCGGCACGCCUGCCAGGUGGAGCUGCGGCUGCCCAUCUCUGAGACGCUCUCCCAGAUGAACCGGGACCAGCUGCAGAAGUUUGUGCAAUACCUCAUCAGCGCCCACCACACGGAGGUGCUGCCCACUGCCCAGCGCUUGGCCGAUGAGAUCCUCUUGCUGGGCUCUGAGAUCAACCUGGUGCAUGGUGCCCCAGACCCCACAGCAGGUGCAGGCAUUGAGGAUGCUAACUGCUGGCACCUAGAUGAGGAGCAGAUCCAGGAGCAGGUGAAGCAGCUUCUGUCCAAUGGAGGCUACUAUGGUGCCAGCCAGCAGCUGCGCUCCAUGUUCUGCAAGGUGCGGGAGAUGUUGCGGAUGAGGGACUCCAACGGGGCCCGCAUGCUGAUCCUCAUGACUGAGCAGUUCCUGCAAGACCCACGCCUGGCCCUGUGGAGGCAGCAAGGAGCAGGCAUGACAGACAAGUGCCGCCAGCUAUGGGAUGAGCUCGGGGCCCUGUGGGUGUGCGUGGUCUUGAGCCCCCAUUGCAAACCAGAGGAACGAGCCAGCUGGCUCCAGCUGCUGGGCAAGUGGAACAAGCUGGACGUGUGCCCGCUGGAAGAGGGCAACUACUCCUUUGAUGGGCCCAGCCUGCAGUCCCCCAAGGCCCUCAGCCCAGGCCUGGAGGAGGAAGAAGAGGAGGAAGAGGAGGUGGCAGCAGGUUCCCGCCACACAGUGUUUGGCCGCGCCCUGCAGGCUGGGUCAUUGCACUGGAGCGACACCCACUUGCAGAGGAUCCUGGCCAGUGACUCCUACAGCCCCAGUCUCACAGGCAACAUGGGCAGCGACAAGCCAACCUCUGACCCCCAGGGCCGCCCACUCUGGCUGGGUGAGCCCUUCCCCACGGCCUGUGCCCGCGUGGACACCCUGCGUGCCCACGGGUACCCACGCCAGGCCCUGCGGUUGGCCGGCGCCAUAGUCAACACACUGCGGCUGCAGCGGCGACAUCAGCUGGAGAGCUACAAGCAGCAGAAGAAAGAGCUGCUGCAGAAAGGUUCCACUUGUAUCACCAACACGGAAGGAUGGGUGGGCCACCCCCUGGAUCCCAUUGGCUGCCUCUGCAGGGCACUCCUGGAAGCCUGUCGCUUGGAGGAAGAAAGCCUCGCCCUUUACCCAGACUCAGGCCCUGAGAAGCGGAAGGUCGCCUACCAGCAUGUACCUGUGCCUGGGAGCCCUGGGGAGUCCUACUUGGCACUGGCGCUGGAGGUAGCACUGCUGGGCCUGGGGCAGCAGCGGGCCCUGCCUGAGGGAUUGUACGCCCAAGACAAGGUGGUGCGCAAUGAGGAGCAGCUGCUGGCCCUCCUGGAGGAGGUGGAGCUGGAUGAGCGGCUGGUGCAGGUGCUGCGUAAGCAGGCCGGGCUGCUUCUGGAAGGGGGUCCCUUCAGCGGCUUUGGAGAGGUGCUGUUCCGGGAGAGCGUGCCCAUGCACACCUGUGCCCGCUACCUGUUCACUGCACUGCUGCCCCACGACCCCGACCUGGCCUACCGCCUGGCACUUCGAGCCAUGAGGCUGCCGGUACUAGAGACAGCGUUUCCCGCCGGAGAGCCUCACCCCAACCCACUGGACUCCAUCAUGAGCAACCGCUUCCCACGCUGGUUUAUCCUUGGCCACCUGGAGACCCGCCAGUGCGAGCUGGCCUCCUCCAUGCUGACAGCUGCCAAGGGAGACCCCAAAUGGCUGCACACAGUACUGGGCUCCAUCCAGCAGAAUAUCCACUCGCCAGCCCUGCUCUUCAAGUUGGCACAGGAUGCCUGCAAGACAGCCACCCCAGCCAGUGUACCACCCGACACCACCCUGCUGGGCAUAGCGCUGGAGCUGGGCCUGCAGGUGAUGCGGAUGACCCUGAACACUAUGACCUGGCGGCGGAGGGAGAUGGUGCGCUGGUUGGUCAGCUGUGCCACAGAAAUCGGCCUGCAAGCCCUUGUGAACAUCAUGCAGAAUUGGUAUUCUUUAUUCACACCGGUGGAGGCGGCCACCAUCGUGGCAGUGACGGGCACCACUCAUGCCACACUAUUACGACUUCAGCUAGAUGCUCCCCGGCGGGAGGAUCUCUGGGCCUGUGCCCGAACUCUGGCCUUGCAGUGCGCCAUGAAAGACCCUCAGAACUGCGCCUUGCCCGCCCUCACCCUGUGUGAGAAGAACCACGCGGCUUUUGAGGCGGCCUACCAGAUUGUACUGGAUGCAGCAGCUGGAGGCCUGGGCCAUGCCCACCUGUUCACCGUGGCACGCUAUAUGGAGCACCGUGGCCUUCCUCUGCGUGCUUACAAGCUGGCCACAUUGGCCCUGGCACAGCUGAGCAUCGCUUUCAACCAAGACAGCCACCCAGCUGUCAACGAUGUGCUUUGGGCCUGCUCACUCAGCCAUUCGCUGGGUCGCCACGAGCUUUCGGCCAUUGUCCCCCUCAUCAUUCGCAGCAUCCACUGUGCCCCCAUGCUCUCUGACAUCUUGCGCCGCUGGACCCUCUCAGCACCUGGUCUGGGCCCCCUGGGGGCCCGCCGGGCUGCCAAGCCACUGGGCACUGACCGGGCGCCUCUCUGCCAGCUCCUGGAUGCAGCUGUGGCAGCAUACAUCACCACCAGCCACUCCCGCCUCACACACAUCAGCCCUCGGCACUACGGCGACUUCAUCGAGUUCCUGGGCAAGGCCCGUGAGACCUUUCUGCUGGCACCUGACGGGCACCUCCAGUUCGCCCAGUUCUUAGAGAACCUCAAACAGACCUACAAGGGCAAGAAGAAGCUCAUGCUCUUGGUGCGGGAGCGUUUUGGCUGAGGGGCAACCAGCAGGUGGGGGUGAUCCCGCUGCAUGCCUGCCUCUUGGGCACCCGCUCUUCAGGGCCUCAACGCUGUAGGCCCUUGUGGCAUUUCAGUAUUAAGUCAGGGAAGGAUCCUGGCAGGAACUAAGUGGUCUUGCCAUCCCCCCCACCCCAAGCCCAGCUGGAGAUGAGAGGCAGGGGGUGGCAUCCUGCCAUGUGCGUGCCUAGGAGUGUUGGAGCCAGUGUGAGACGCAAGGAUCAGAAGCCAUAGCACCACCUAGAGUCUUGGAGGGGGGUGUGUGCUUGGGCAGUUGGUGUGACCCCCACCUUGGAAACCCCAAAAGCAAUAGGCAAUCUCCUCCCUGAACUUGUAGGCCCGGCUUGGGCUGGGGGGUGGGGUGCAUGGGGAAGCUGGGAGGUAGGACUUUCCAGAAACCUGUCCUCAUUGUCAAUGUAGCAGACACUUCCUGCACCCACUUUAGGUGGCCAGGGGACUUAGGUUAGGGCAUUGAAAGCUCCUUUUGUACCCUCCCCUCACUGCCUCAGGGUCCCCAUCCCUGCCCCCUCCAGGCUGCCCAGCUGGGACCAAUGGCUCAUCCCAACUGAAGGAUUUGAAGAGGCCUCAGACCUCGACCACAUACCUCAUCCCUUGUCCAAUGAGGACUCUAUUCCCUUGGGUGCCGGGGUCCCAGAGUGGACUUGGGGGAUCAUUGCUGUCCCUCCUCCUACCAGCUAGUCACUGGAUGUACAACUCAGGAACUGAGCCAGGCUCACGUCCCCCAAACCUGGUGUCAGGGGAAACAAGUGCAGGAGAGCCAGGGACCCUUGCCCCUGAUCUGGAAAGGGAGAGGCCAGCAUCUUGGCAUUAUCUGCCUCGCUGUCCCUUUCACCUGUGCCUCCCAGCUCCUCUUUACCUUACUCCCUUUCCAUAUUUCUCUGUCUUGCCUGCAUUUCUAUUUGUGUCUCUUAAGUCCCACUGCCUCUCUUUCACCUCCCUCCCUCUUGGCCCAGGAAGGAGGGGGGAGAAUAUUUCACCCCACCCCAUUCCCUCUAUCUUUUCUCCUCUUGUAAUUAAGGACAAAAGAUCAUGUCAUUUUGUAACAUUUUUCUAUUUAUUGAACUAUAUAUUGUAUUUCCCUUU
This is a messenger RNA of Talpa occidentalis (Iberian mole), 4658 nucleotides long. It is a transcript of the gene ZSWIM4, whose product is annotated as zinc finger SWIM-type containing 4. The transcript is spliced from 14 exons. Bases 280 to 3534 code for a protein of 1084 amino acids. Gene Ontology annotation, molecular function: zinc ion binding. The record is from RefSeq and is a predicted model, not a curated record. Lineage: Eukaryota; Metazoa; Chordata; Mammalia; Eulipotyphla; Talpidae. Gene Ontology annotation, cellular component: Cul2-RING ubiquitin ligase complex.